AUGCCUUCCAAGCGUACAGUGAUCAUCACAGAUACAUUGUCGCCCCACGAGGUGGCAUUGUUGGUGCUUAUAGCGUUGUUCUGUGAGAAUACGGAACAAAUAGGUCAUCUUACGUUAUUGAAGCUCAUUCCAGCACCAGGUGGACCCACGCGAGUCCUGGCACCGUUCGACAGUUGCACACCUGCUCCAGACGUGGCAAAUGUGAUUUCACCAAUGAUCUGGGACCUUGUCCAGCUACUUGAAGAUGAUGGAUGUGCUCCAGCAGCCUUCCUUCUUGUUGCAUCGCUUGAGCGUAUCACUACAGUGGGAGCCAUUGACAAACUUAUGAAUGUUCUUAACACCCAUUGCAUUGUUGAAAACUACCGAGCAGCUGCUAAAGCUCGCCAGGGUCGUGUCCUGGAUCGGCAGCUCACUAAGAACAGUCUUUUGGGACAAUUUGUGUGUCAAUGCAUGUCCAAGCACCAAUUGCAAGAUUUUGAAGACUCUGAACGACUUUGGCGGAACCUGCGAUGGAAUAUGCAACAACUGCGAGACGAACAUCCCCACUGGACCGGCUUCCAUGGUGAAAUACCAUCUUUGGGCCCACUAAUGCGAUUUAUUCUGGAGUCCGACGCAGAUCUUGACGGAUUGCAAGAGCUGCAAGACGCAGGAUUGAACGAUCGCUAUUCAGAUUUGAUGAAUAACGACCGCAACGUGUGUAUGAUGAUUUCCCAUGAUCAUUUGCGCGCUUUACUUGCACACGAAGCGCAUUGCAUGUUGUAUAGCAACUCGCCAUUACAAGACCGAACAAGAGAUUUGAUUGACAACAUGUCUCUUGAAGAUACGGCACGAUUUCCAGUCGUGUAUGUACUCAAAGGUCUGGAAGACCUACGACAAAACCGUUACGACGAUUUUCUCGGCUUGCUAUACAGAUAUUUCGACUACAUGCUAGGUCAAAACACGGAACCUAACUUCUACCUGUCCUUAUUGUCGCUAGCAUCAUUUCACGCGCAUUUCCACAAUGGUGAUGCGGCCGUGAAGACGUUCGAGGAAGCUAUUGCGGUGGCUCGCGAAAAUAAAGAUACACACACGCUAAAUUUGAUUCUGAUGUGGGUAUUUGAGUUCAUGUGCAAAUAUCCAAACCUGGCUACCAAAUUCCACGUUUCAACAGCUCAAAUCCUGCAGUACUUGAAAACUUGUCCGCCAGAUCAGAGCUCGUACGUUUUCGAAAUGGGAUACCGUUAUGACACGCUGUGGACAAUGCAAAAUACGGGUUUUGUAAUUCAGAUUCUCGAGUCAUCCUUCAAGUCCAGCUUAUUAGCGUUACAGCGUAGUAACGGCUUGCGACUGAUGGCCGCACACAGUGCUCAAGUAUGGGAGUAUUUGGGAUCCAAAACACUGCAGCAAGUUUAUGAAAGUUUUGCACCAAGUGACCUCUCUCAAAACGACCCUUCGCUAGACCAUGUACCGCAGCUGCUAGCCCGUCUCAAAGCACCAGAUUUAACAUACCAUGACAAGCGUUCGCUCGAGAAACAGGUCAUACAAAAUUGGGUGGCCCAAGGUGAAUACGACCAGGCCAUGCAGUUUAUCAAUUCUAGAAUACAUGAAUGUCAAUCAGCAUUUCCUGACGUCGAUAAUGAAAAUCGAUUUCAAUUGGCAAAGUGUCGGAUUCUAGUUGACUGUGGCUUACAAGUGAGGGCCCUGCCGAUUCUAUCAAAAGUGACGGAGCAUGCUGCAACCACCAAAAAUGGAUUUCUCAUGGGUAACUCCAUCAUACUGCUCUCACAGGUCCUCCUUUUAGUGGGAAAGCGGCAGGAGUGCUUUCACCUGUUACGCAGUGUCAUGCACAAUAUUUUUGCAUAUGCAGAUUCUGAACUGCAGCUCAGUGUUGCUAAACUGUAUCUAGCUUCUAGUCCGCCUCUAAAGUAUAGUCAGAGCUGA
Molecule: messenger RNA, 1920 nt
Organism: Lachancea lanzarotensis
Lineage: Eukaryota; Fungi; Ascomycota; Saccharomycetes; Saccharomycetales; Saccharomycetaceae
Gene: APC5
Product: LALA0S01e04104g1_1
Exons: 1
Coding region: 1-1920 (639 amino acids)
Biological process (GO): protein K11-linked ubiquitination; anaphase-promoting complex-dependent catabolic process; positive regulation of mitotic metaphase/anaphase transition
Cellular component (GO): anaphase-promoting complex
Source: RefSeq, a predicted model, not a curated record